Trichoplusia ni (cabbage looper) is the source of this 4147-nucleotide messenger RNA. Its product is annotated as thrombospondin type-1 domain-containing protein 4-like. The record is from RefSeq and is a predicted model, not a curated record. Gene Ontology annotation, cellular component: extracellular matrix. Lineage: Eukaryota; Metazoa; Arthropoda; Insecta; Lepidoptera; Noctuidae. Gene Ontology annotation, biological process: extracellular matrix organization. The transcript is spliced from 16 exons. The coding region runs from base 377 to 2857 and encodes 826 amino acids. Gene Ontology annotation, molecular function: metalloendopeptidase activity.
ACGCUAAAACCUUGGCUCUGUCUGAACAUACUCAAACUCAUUCAUCACACAGUAUGAAUGAACGUAACGAAUGUGUAUGAUUUCGUCUUAAAUUUUACAUGUAAAUAUUUUCGGUGGAUCUCAUUAUGUUUAUUGUUCACUAAAACAAGUAUUUUCUUUACAGGUCUUUGGUGCGCAUUCAUCUCCUAAGAUGACCGGAAUCACAUAACAUGGGAAAUAUAACAUUGAACAAUGAAAACAAUAGAAAAACAGUUUGUAAAGUAUUUAAAGGAGUUUUUAAUCUAAUACUAAUUUAGUGUUGUGACUCAGUGUUUUUAUAGACAUCGAUAUCGAUAGUGAUUAACGGUGAUCGUGUGUGAAUGAAAACAGUGCCAUCAUGAUGCUUCAAGGGCUGUUCUACAUAUUUAUAACAUUUCUCGCGUGUUCGCGGGACCCACUCACGUAUGCACAGACAACAAGCACGGAGGUUGGAAGGCCGGUGCAAAGAACGACGGAAGCGAUUCGAACGAACACGACCAUGUAUGCGUGGAGCUCGUGGGGCACCUGGAGCGCCUGCUCCAAGACCUGCGGAGGAGGAGUCGCCGUGCAGGAGCGACACUGCCUGCCCAGGGACCCUGCCAGAUUACGCCGUAGCAGAAAGAGAAGGAAACUCGCCAGGAGUGUGGAGCAUGCAAGACGAGCUCGCAACGUGAUCCGCGCGCCGAACACCACGGGACCCGACUGUCCUGGGCUUGGACGGCGCUACCACGAGUGUAACACAGCGCCGUGUCCCGGCCCAGUGCGGGAUCCUCGCGCGGAGCAGUGCGCGGUUUACGACCGCAGGCCCUUCCGAGGCCGGUUCUACACCUGGGUGCCGUAUGUCGAUGGUGACUCGCCAUGCACCCUUAACUGCCGGCCGCGAGGGCAGCAGUUCUACGCUUCCUUGGCGCUCGUAGUGGACGGCACGCCGUGCACCAAACCUGGCUUCAGGGCUAUAUGCGUGCAAGGAAGCUGUAAGGCGGUGGGUCGCGAGGGCGUGCUGUCCGCGUCGUCUGCGCGCGAGCUGCGUUGCGGCCGGCGGCUGGUGUCGGGGCUGUUCUCGCGGCCGCGACUGCCGCUCGGCUACUCCUACGUCACCACCGUGCCGCGCGGCGCCUGCAGGCUCAACGUCUCCGAGAUCACACCCAGUGACAAUUACAUAGCGUUGAAAGUUUCCAAUGGGUCGUACAUAAUGAACGGCGAGUUCGCGGUGUCUGCGGCGGGCACGUACGAGGCGGCAGGCGCGCGCUUCGUGUACUCGCGAGAGGGAUCGCUGGACAGCGUACUCGCACAUGGACCUAUACACCACCCCAUCGACAUAAUGAUACUUUACACGCAACCAAAUCCGAACAUUAGAUACGAAUAUUUAACUGACUUAGAUCCAGACGAAACUAGUAACGACAUACCGACGGCGAACCCAGCACCACACCACAGUGUUGUACAGCGCCACCACCACCGCCACCACAACGUAGAGGCACGAACAAGGGACCUGGAAAUGAGAUCGGAACCCUCUUUAUCCAAACAACCAGACUUCAACAACCUUGAAAGUCAGUCUCAGGUGGAGAGUAAUAUUAUUGGCAGUAGGAAAUUCAUCUGGAAGAUUCUAGAGUUUUCGCAAUGCUCGCGAAGUUGUGGUGGAGGGCUUCAGAUUGGGAAGUUCAAGUGUGCGGAGGUUACUGAGAAGGGUGAUAAGGAGGUGUCUCCGUUCCAUUGUAACGGUGCGCCGCCGUCAGCUCGGAGGCGACGCUGUGGUGGCAGUCCCUGCCCUCCGCGCUGGCGGGCAGCCGCCUGGGGACCCUGCCCCGUGUGUGGACCAGCCCAUAGAACUCGUAUCGUAGGCUGCGUUCAAGACCAUGCGCGUGGAAUUACGAAGAUAAGUGACCAAAAAUGUCCCUUACCGAUGCCUCCGAGCAGCGAACUAUGUGACAUUCGAAAUUGUGAUGGGACUCCUGCUACAACGAUUGCGCCUCGGCUUGACGCGCGACGUCAAGUGCGACCUAAAGACAGAACAGACACGUUUAAAGAAGGUCCUAUUAUAUCUCUAGCUACAAACUUAUCUGACACCGAUGUGGGAACAACGGUAGCCCCGAGUUACAGCUUCAGUGCUGGAGGCGGGUGGUUGUAUACUGAAUGGUCUGAGUGUGUUGGCUGGUGCGUGGGAGGAGGAGUUCAAUCUCGUGGAGUUCGCUGCGCUGACCCCAAUGGCUGCACUGGCCACCGAGCCCCCGAAGCAUCACAAACCUGCGCCGUUAGAAAACAAUGUGACGCGCAAUGGUUCACCAGUGAAUGGUCAGCUUGUUCCGCGCCAUGCAGUGGAAAGCAAGUCCGUGGUGUGAUUUGUAUUGGAGGGAACGGCAGACGUCUUCGGGACGGCUCCUGUAGAGGUCCUAAGCCAGACGCAGAACGCGCCUGUGGAGGCACCUGCAGUCCUUCGUGGUACCUCAGCGAUUGGAGUGAGUGCCAAGGGCCGUGCGAGGCAGGCGUGCAGUCGCGCACAGUGUGGUGCGCACGCGGCGGCGCGGAGGGCGCGGGCGGCGCGGCGCGUGACGCCGCCUGCCCGGGAUUGCGCCCCCCGGCGCGACGCUCCUGCGUCCCGUCACGCUGCUCCACACGACCACCUGUCAAUACAGCAGCCUUAAGUGCACCGCCUUCAGUUUCAGAUCCGCAACAACGCGUCCAAAGGCACCAGAGUCACACAGCGCAAAAUGUUAAAGAGAGAUCGUAUGCCGACGGCGCCUGCGUGGAUAAGCUGAACAACUGCGCGCUAGCGGUCCAGGCGCGGCUGUGUCACUACCCGUACUACGCCGACUAUUGCUGCAAGUCCUGCCACGGACGGUAAACACAAGAGGAUUGAGUACAUGCAGUAAUACUAAGGCGCUACAACACGUAUUGUGAUACAUAAUGGACGCAUAGUGAGAAUACGUAAUCUUUAACGAAGAUAGAGUAGCGCGGCGCCGGCGCACACAACUCCAGUUCACACGUAUAAGGCAGUAAUCGAUCCCGGCCUUCCAGUAGCUAGUACUGUGUUACAUAGAGAGUCCUUUCAGAGAAAGUGGAACGGCUGACAUCGCACGAAUCCCUCAGGAUAGCCAUCAAUGCUAAUACAGAGUAUUAAGUCUGAAUCAAGCCAAAGUGAAUCAGAAUACGACUAGAUAUCGGAUUGACUUACCCCAAUGAAUCGAUUGCAAUUUCCUGAUGACUCUACGAUAAUAUUUUGUGACGACGAGUACACCAGUGUGCGUGGCUCUAGUGAACUUUCACGUUCGUGUUUCUGUAAGUAUUAGGAAUAGUUUCGUGAUCUCCAGAUUGUUUAGUCGAGUUUUGGAGUCGAUCUGUGAACUGUAGAACUCUCAAAUAUUAAAGUUUUAAUUUUUUCAUAAACGCACGACAUAUUAUCGAGUUGAGCACCGCCUGUAUACGUAGAUUUGUUCAUAACUUGCCUGUAACCAAGCAUCUUACCGAAUUUCGUAUACUGUGUAUUAUUUAGGAGAUUAAUUAUUACUAUAUAAGUAUGUUUGAAACUACAGUUCAUUCAGCAUUUGUAAUGCAACUUAGGCUAUGCUAUUUAGAUUAAGAACAAAAUAGUAUUUCUUAUUCGUUGUAAUAGUUUCUACGGUAUGUACUUAGAAACUAAAUUGUGUUUUCCACACGCCUCAGACCAUUGAUUUUGAAUAGGGCAGGGAAACCAAUGCAACAGUUUGUUUUGCCAUAAAACAUCUCAUUUACAAUUGAAUCGCUUCGAUUUUAUUCUAUGGUAAAUACAAAUAAAGCUACUUAUAAAAAUGUUUCUUUGACACUGUGAAAAACAUAGACGUGUGGUAAAGGCAUCAGUGUUCAUGAUAAAUAACUUAUUACCCAAUUUUAUUGUCAAAUAGUCAGUUCUGUAUUAAUAAAGAGUCGAAUUGUGUAAAUAGAUAAUUAUUUUUAUAUGUAUAGUGCAUUUAAUUACUGGCUGUUAAAUAUUUAUACGACUGUAUUAGUUAAAACAUUGUACCAUCUUAUUAAUGUAUAAUUAUGUAUUAAUUGGUUUUUGCUAAAAGUAACUAGAGUUUGCCUACCGUUUAAUAAAUUUUAUCUGUACUAAUGACGCAUAUAACAAUGUACAAAAAUAAUAAGCUUUAAACACUGA